AUGGGACACUCGUACAGUCCCUUUAUUAGCCACCUAAAGACAUUCUUAUCGCACAAACCCGACUUUCUAUGCUUCACCUCGAGUAACACCCCGCAGAACCUCACCAUGGGCUCCAGGCCGAUUCGUAUCGCCGGUGCCUCCGGCUCCGCAUCUGACCGUCGCCAUGCCAUUGCUGAGUUCGCUCGCAAUUAUCCCCAGGAUCCCGUGGACGUCAUAAUUGCCGAUUUCAUGAGCGAAGCUAAUAUGGUAGUCGCUGCUGGGCGUCGCGUGGACUCGGAGAUAGCACGGGGAAAGUCGAACUCGGAUGCCGCAGAUCUUCUGCCCGGAUAUGAGCCUUCUUUCCUCCUGGCCUUGCAGCCGGCGCUGGAGGACUUGGCCAAGUACCGGAUCAAGCUUGCGGUCAAUGCGGGAAACACAGACACAGAGGGGCUAUACAAGGUGGUUGCGCAGAUGGUUCGUGCGAAGGGGCUGGAUUUGAAGGUAGCGUGGGUAUCCGGCGAUGAGGUCUUGUCAACCGUGCAAUCAGCCCUGGCGACUGGGAAAUCGACGUUCAAGAAUAUCUAUAACAACGAAGUAUUGACGAGUUGGUCCUUUGAGCCAAUCUUUGCGCAAUGUUACCUAGGAGGUUUGGGGAUCGCUGCUGCCCUUGCUGAAGGGGCAGACAUCGUGCUCUGCGGACGAGUGUCCGAUGCGUCUCCAGUCAUUGGAGCGGCGUACUGGUAUCACCAGUGGGAGCGGCAUAAUCUCGACCAGCUAGCGAAUGCGUUUGUCGCGGGUCAUCUCAUCGAGUGCAGCAAUUACGUUUGCGGAGGAAACUUUACCGGCUUCAAGGACCUCGAGACACUCGGCGAAGAUGGCUGGACAAACAUCGGCUACCCCAUUGCAGAGAUAUCAGCAGAUGGAAAAGUGAUCAUCACAAUGCAAUCGUAUGCCAAAGGAGGCACCGUCACCGUCGACACCUGCUCAUCGCAACUUCUGUAUGAGAUUCAGGGCCCCUGGUACUUCAACUCCGACGUCACUGCCAUUCUAUCAGACAUCCACUUCGAACAAGUAGGCACCAAUCGUGUCGCCCUCCACGGCGUCCGUUCCUCUCCGCCCCCUCCAACAACGAAAGUCGGCAUCACAGCUCGCGGCGGCUUCCAAGCCGAAGCCACCUGGUUCCUCGUGGGCCUCGACAUCGACGCUAAAGCCCGCAUGCUUGAAGCCCAGAUUCGUCGCCUCCUCCAUCCCUACAGCUCAAAGUACACAUCCCUCAAGUUCUCAACCCUAGGCACCGCCCCACAGAACCCUAAAGACCAAAAUAGCGCCACCGUCACCUUCCGCGUGAUAGUCCAGGCCCGGCAAGCCGAAGACAUUGCGCCAAACCACUUCCUUCGCCAUAUCACCGACAACAUCAUGCAGGGAUACCCGGGAGCAACCUUCCACCUCGACCUCCGACAGGGCUUUCCAAAGCCCAUCUUCGAAUACUACGUUACUCUCCUCUCGCAAGAAGACAUCAAGCACCGCGUGCAUCUCCCUUUCAAAAACGACACAAUCCUCGACAUAGCUCCUCCACCGAAGACAACGACCUACCCACCCCGCCAACCCUCCCUACCAAACACCCUAAAACCCGUCUUCCCCUCCUCAUCCUUCGGCCCUACGACCCCCGGCCCGCUAGGCCUCCUCGUGCACGCCCGCUCCGGCGACAAAGGCCCCGACGCAAACUGCGGCUUCUGGGUCCGACACGGGGACGAAUUCGCCUGGCUGCGGUCCCUCCUCUCGACUGCAAAAAUACAAGAACUGCUCGGCGACGAGUACAAUGCAAAGCCGGACCUGGAGAUUGAGCGCUUCGAGCUGCCAAACCUGCGCGGUGUACACUUUUUGUUCCGCAAUUUGUUGGACAGGGGCGUGUCGAUUACGACGACCGUGGACUUUUUGGGGAAGAAUGUGGCGGAAUUUUUGAGGGCGAGGUGGGUGGAUAUUCCGGUGCGGUUCUUGAAUCGGGGGAGGUUGUAG
Molecule: messenger RNA, 1995 nt
Organism: Aspergillus calidoustus
Lineage: Eukaryota; Fungi; Ascomycota; Eurotiomycetes; Eurotiales; Aspergillaceae
Source: the annotation of a GenBank genome assembly